Messenger RNA from Nematolebias whitei (Rio pearlfish), 809 nucleotides. RefSeq lists its product as uncharacterized. The record is from RefSeq and is a predicted model, not a curated record. NCBI's taxonomy places the organism in Eukaryota, Metazoa, Chordata, Actinopteri, Cyprinodontiformes, Rivulidae.
CUUUAAAAAAUGUGAGUUUGUUAAUUUGUAUCAGACUGAACUUCGCUUCCUCAAAAUUACCUUUUCAACAUGGAAGGUAGAGCACGGUGCAGGGUGUGGCAAAUUAUAGCAGCCACAGUGCUCAUGUGUUCUUUAGCCUCAUGUUUAAUUUAUUUUAGCUUGCAAAGAAUAUCUAAAGUAGGUAAACAAGAUGAGGACAUUGUUGAAGGUAAUGCCUUAGAAGUAAAGAGAGGAAGUAUUUUCUUUAAAGAAAAAGAGCUCGACUACCAGUCAGAUUCUGCUGCUGCUACAGAAAAUGCCUUAACACAACCUGAUCAUGAAGUGGUAGAUGACAUGGCCAAUGCAGCAUGGGGACUACUGAAUGCUAAACUUCAGUGUGGCAGUAAUGAGUUUAAAUUUAAAGCCAUGGGACCUGGUGCUGCAGAUAUUCAACUGGAAAUGGAAAAUGGAAAGCGUUUACCUCUAAUCCAGGUUCCCAAAGAGUGUGGAUUCUCAGUGAAACAAACUGCCUUGGGACUUCUUGUCACUGUUUCUUAUGAUGGCUGCAGUGUUAAACAGGAGAAUGGGACCUACACUUUGUUGAUGAAAUGGAGAGAAGAUGACGUCAAGAUUACCUGCACCCCAUUGGAAACCCCUGAUGAAACCCCAUCUACUUCUGAGUCUUCAACACAGCCUCAAGAAACUGCUUCGUCACUCAUGCCACAGCGUUUACACCGCUCUAAACGGCAUCUCAGAUGGCCUCCCGUGUUUUACCCUUGCUCUCCACACAGGCGUUCCCACCUGUGCAUGUUCACUCCUCCACCAGCUAC